Entelurus aequoreus (snake pipefish) is the source of this 2346-nucleotide messenger RNA. RefSeq names its product TLC domain containing 4b (gene tlcd4b). The transcript has 6 exons. Gene Ontology annotation, cellular component: endoplasmic reticulum; membrane. The record is from RefSeq and is a predicted model, not a curated record. Bases 335 to 1240 code for a protein of 301 amino acids. NCBI's taxonomy places the organism in Eukaryota, Metazoa, Chordata, Actinopteri, Syngnathiformes, Syngnathidae. Gene Ontology annotation, biological process: lipid homeostasis.
CUGACCGCUGACUGUCAACAAAAUAAAAGCGAGGGUUUUUUUUUUAAACUUCCGCGUCCGACCGGUUCCACGGCCACGACCAGGCGGGCGACGCGGCAACGCGUUGCGAGAGGACGGAGAAGAGUCGUCGUCGGCGGCCGCGAGGGUGUAAUGGUGACCCGGACUCGUUCACGUGGCGCAGGGGGGCUCCUUUUCCCCGGUCCCCCCCCCCAACCCCCCUCCUUGUUGACGAGUGAGCUCCGAGUUUAGCCGACCUGCUAGCCGCCAACUUGGGAGAGAAAGUGGAGGAGAGGCUGCUGAAACGCCGGCCUAUGCGACGGAGAUCAGGUGAGGGAUGGAGAUGAGAGAGUUGACCGUGGUUGCCGGAAGCUUUGUCAGUUUCCAGCUACUGUUCUCUGUGGCCAGUCCUUUACUCUCUUCCGCCAUCGCGCCGAGUUAUGGAUUGUUACCUCCCACCAAGCACACAGAGUGGAACUCCAGGUUGGUGUCGACUGUCCACGCUCUGGUUGUGGGAUUAUUUUGUUUGUACAUCCUUUGGUUCGAUGACGCAGUCAAUGCGAACCCCGUCUGGGGCGACCCCACUAUGGUCAAAUUAAAUGUAGCCAUAACGUGUGGCUACCUGCUGUAUGACACGCGGCGUGCUCCCCUACUUUGCCAAUUUUCGUCUCAUUUCAGAACUAUCCACGCCAUUUGUGAACCAAAGGUGGUUCUUCGAAACACUAAAAUACCCCCGCUCGCACGGGCUGGUAGUAAUAAACGGCGUGGCCAUGGCGGCGGUCUUCUUCCUGGUGCGCAUCGCCGUCAUGCCGUCCUACUGGCUCAGCGUGUUCGCCACGUUCGGCACGGCGGACUUCGAGCGCCUGGGCUUUGGCGCCCAGGUGGCCUGGAUCUGCUCCUGCGUGGCGCUGGACAUCCUCAACACCAUCUGGAUGUACAAGAUCGCCCGCGGCUGCUACAAGGUGUUGAUCGGCAGGAGGGCCCGCAAGGGCAAGGACGGCGUGGAGGCCGCCGGCUGCUCGGAAAAGCAAAAGCACGCCAACAACCACACGGACUGAAGGGGAACCGAGGAACACAUCUGGGAAUAUGGGAAAACUCAGCCCUCCUCCCUGAAUUAGCCAGCGGAGCGGGCUGGGAGUCCUCAGGUUGGAACCCUGACACAGGUGGACUGUCCUUUUUGACUCAAUCCAGCACCAGCCUUUGCAGCCUCAGUGGUUUAGCAUUCUGUUGCAGAACUCACUAAAACUUAGUUGUUGUUUUUUUAAACCCUUCCACUUCCCAUCACCGUCAUCCCCACCUUUCUCACAUCCACUCCAAGCCCAAUCCUCUGAAGUGCCUGUAAAAAAAAAAAAAAAAAAAAGACAACAAGGCAGUAUAGGCCAGUCCAGGUUGACCGAGACCGCACGUUCAAGUCCUUCCACUCCUGCAGGCCCUGUAGUGUUUUUGUCAAUCAGGUCUCCGGUCUCCCAACACCCAAGGAACACCGUAAUGCCUCGUGGAAAGUGUUCCCUGCUGUGGCACCUGCCUUUUCUCACCAGCCAUGGCGCUUUUUCCAAUUUGGGACCGCACGCCGGCUUCACGGCAGACGUGUAGCCCUACGGUCUAUUUGGAGUUCUCUAACGUGGGUCUGAGCAAGGUAACUUGUGCAUUCUACAUUUAUCAUCUGCCUCACUGGAUUGGGCUUCACUGUCCAGCCUUAACUUAUUGUUUUAUUAUUUUAUCUUCUACCUCCCCUCUCCACCCCCCUGCCUUACGACAUCAGCAAUGUCUUCUUCAUGAGCUUUUUUUUUUUUUUCUUUAAUUUUUAUUUUUUUCUCCCUUCUCUACUGUGAAUGUAGUGUUUGAAAUCAUAUCUUUUUCUUUAGCCAACCACUGCAGCGAAACAAGCGGCAUAAAAUAUGCUCAAGGAACCAGUGCACCCUGGAAGCUUUUAAUCUUCCAACUAUCUCCUGUCAACAACUCUUUAAAAAAAACAAAAAAAAGAAGAAAAAAAAACUGUCUCCCCUUAAAGGGAAACUACCCUUUUUUUGGGGGGUGGGGGGGGAAUUUUGCCUAUCUUCACAAUCAUUAUGAGAGACAAGAACACACGCCUUUUUUUUUUUUCACGAUUUUAAAGAUGCGGCUAAUGGAAGUCACCGCUGUAGCCUUCAAAGCAUCUAAAACAACUUCAAAACCCUCCAUCGUUUUAUAUAAACAUUGCAAGUAUAUAUAUAAAAUGUAGUAACAGACACCUUCAUAACAAUAUGUAAUAUGUUUUAUAUACACACUGCAAGUAUAUAUAUAAUGUAGUAACAGACACCUUCAUAACAAUAUGUAAUAUGUACAAUUAACACACUGCAAGUGUAUAUA